Cylindrotheca closterium is the source of this 2349-nucleotide messenger RNA. Lineage: Eukaryota; Bacillariophyta; Bacillariophyceae; Bacillariales; Bacillariaceae. The record is from the annotation of a GenBank genome assembly.
AUGUCACAACAUCAGCAACAACAGCAAACAAUAGCAGCAAUACUAUGCAGGAGUCCGAAUAAUCGUCGAAAAACGAUACGACACAGCCAAUGGGAAUCCAAAGCAGCAGGUCAAUCAACGACGAUAUUUGCCAAAUCCUGGAUGAUUGUGUUGGCCUUGCUGUUUUUGGGACUCCCAGUCUUUUUAUUUGCCGAAAUUGAAGUGGAACAAAAGGUAGUCCAUCACAACAAGGGCGAUCAUCAUCAUCAAUUGCAGCAUCAUCUUAGAGAAAAUGUUCAUCCAUCACAAAUUCCAAAAGUGGAUGCCAUUGUGGUUGGGAGUGGAUUGGCGGGCAUGACGGCAACCCUUCGAAUAUUAGACCGUGGAGGUUCGGUCAUUAUGAUUGAAAAGGAAUCAAUAUUGGGAGGAAAUUCCAACAAGGCCAGCUCUGGAAUCAAUGCCUGCUGUCUAGAACGUGACGAGAAAUUCAACGAUACCAUUGCCGAAUUCUUGCAGGAUACACUCCAAUCGGCAGGACCUCAUGCCAACAUUGCCUUGAUUGAAACCCUCGUCGACCAUAGCGCUGCAGCUGUCAAUUGGCUUUACAAUCGAGUCGGCGUCGAUCUGAGUCAGUUAGUGCUGCUAGGAGGACAUUCCAAACCUAGGACGCAUCGGCCGCAAUUUGGGUUUGUUGGGGCGGAGAUCAUGUCGGCCAUUGAAGCAGCAAUCUACAACUAUCGCGCAACGGGACGUAUCAACGUCAUGCUGAAUACACAAGUUUUAAAACUUUUACAUGACGAAUAUGAUCAUAACCAAGUUCGAGGAGUGCAAAUACGAAAACUUCAUGAUAAACAUCAUCUCAAGCCUCUCAACCUCUAUGCCAAUGAUGUCAUUUUGGCAACUGGAGGCUUCGCAUCCGAUCGUUCGCGUGGUUCCUUACUAGAAAAAUAUCGACCCGAUCUCAUCAGCUUGGGCGCCACGGCAGGGAACUUUUCCACGGGGGAUGGAAUUGUCAUGGCAGAAGCCCUCGGUGCCAUGACACUGGACAUGGAAAAGGUGCAGAUUCAUCCCACUGGCUUUGUUGAUCCGCAGCAACCAGACAAUCCUAACAAAGUACUUGCCGCAGAGCUGCUACGAGGAGUGGGAGGAAUCUUACUCAACCGGGACGGACAACGCUUUUGCAAUGAACUAGGCCGAAGGAACUACGUCGUGGACAAAAUGAUGAACCAAAAAGAACGAUCAGGCGAACCACAACGACGGCUGGGGCAACGGCAAAGUGGUCACACCUUUUUCUUGGUCUUACCUUCAGACUCUGCCAAUGAGGCAAAGAGCCAUAUUUCGCACUAUUUGUAUCAACAUUUAAUGACCGAAGUCUCUGGAGUACAAGGUCUGUCCGAAAGGAUUGGAGUUUCCCGUGACGUCAUUGAGAAAACACUGCGGCAAUACCAAACACAUGCAGUGACGGGCAAGGCUGAUGAACAUGGAAAGACAGUGUUCUCCGGAUUUCCUCUGGUCAAUUUCGACACGGAGACUUUUUUGGUCGGCGAAGUGACACCUGUCCUUCAUUAUUGCAUGGGAGGAAUUGGCAUCGAUGCUGCUGGACACGUCUUGAAUGAAAACGGAGAACGGAUAUGGGGGCUGCAUGCAGCAGGGGAAGUAACUGGAGGCGUACAUGGUAACAACCGCUUGGGAGGAAAUAGUCUUUUAGAGUGUGCUGUCUUUGGAUCCAUUGUGGGAGAGUCCAUACCAAUCGUGGAGCGCCAUUAUGACUCGCACAAUGGUGAGAAUCAAGAAGUGGCACAUCCACUCGACUCGGCCAUCUUUCAGAAUCCACUGCUUCCCGUGAUUACAGAAGCAGAACUCUCACGACACAACACGGCCAAUGAUUCUUGGGUGGCAAUUCAUGGUCAUGUCUACGACCUCACGUCCUUCUUGCCGGAACAUCCUGGUGGGAUCGAUUCCGUAGCAUCCUUGUCGGGCAUGGAUGGAACGGACGUUUUCGCGGCGUUGCACAGCCGUCGAAUAUUGGAUCGCCUCGAAUCGCAAAUAGUUGGUAGGCUGGACGCCAGUGCCGAAUUUGACCUGAACAAGAACACUAACAAUGCUAAUGUCAACACGAAGCAUCCAGAAGAGAACCUUUCGUUGGAUACUGUGUGGCUCCACAAUUCAGAAACCGAUUGCUGGAUAUGCAUCCAUGGAAAUGUAUUCGAUGUGACGAUUUUUGCAAAGACUCAUCCAGGUGGCUCGCAUAUGAUACACAAACACUGUGGGAAGGACGCCACACUCGAAUUCGAAGUCUUCCACAAGAAAGGUAUACAACUCCUAAAUGGCAUCGAACACCUGCGUCUUGGCGAGUUGUCAAUGUGGUAA